AUGGGGACUCAACAUUCAGUUCUGCCGGUCAUUCUGGACUUGAGGAUAAAGGCGCGGGAGCUUAAGAGGCAGAGCGACAGGUGCUACAGGGAAAGUCUGCAAGAGAGAGAAAAGAUACGGCGCGCACUCCUACGCCAUAACCAGGAGGGCGCAAGAGUCUUUGCGCAGAAUUAUGUACGCAAACAACACGAAGGACUAAAUUGUCUCCACAUGUCGUCGAAACUCGAGGCAGUGGCAUCCCGUCUCGAUGGCGCUCACCGGUCGCACCAGCUUACUACAAAAAUUCAUUCGGUCGCCUCUGGCCUCUCGGGAGCCUUGCGGAAACUUGAUAGCUCCGCGUCUCUCAGGGAAAUUGAAUUGUUCUCUAAGUUGUUUGAUGACCUCGACGUCAGGAGCGAUUCAGUGUCGAGUUUGUUGGAUGCUUCUACUUCCAGCGCAAUGCCCACGCAGCAGGUCGACAAGGUAUUAUUAGAAGUGGCUCAAGCCUACCGCAUUCCUUUGGAAGACCACGCAGAGGCGGCAGACGCUCUUGUGGCAACCCACAAGGAGCAAAUGUCUAGACAGCAAGUAGGUUCUCUGGGAAAGGAUUAUUCAUGUGUAUACACCGCUCGAGCCGGGAAAUGUUUCAGAGGAAAAGCAGAGCGACUCUGCCGCCUAACUCCUUUGGGAACUUGGCAAGGAAAACCGACUUAUGAUCCUUACGAGGCCCUCGGGGUGGCUCCCAAUGCUCCCCUCAAGUCAAUUCAGCGGGCAUACAGAGUAAAGGCAAGGGUCUGCCAUCCAGACAAGCUGCGUGCUUUUUGCGCUAAGGAGACGGGUGUUCAUGAAGGCGAGAAGGAAGCGCAUGAAGAACCGUUUGUCAUUAUAAAUGCAGCAUAUGAAAUGCUGAGGAACGAAACACACAGAAAGCUUUUUGACAGAAGAGGGUCGGGAGACGGAGGGCGGUUUGUAAGAAGGGGGCACAAUACCGGAAUCUUGGGACGGACGGCAGCAGCAGCCACCACCGUCCUGGACAUGAUGAACCUUUUCGCUCAAGGCUACAGCUUUGGUUCAAAAGAUUCAGAUGAAGACGAGGAACUGGACGAAGAGGAGCUAGAUGACGAUGACGAGGAUGAAGACCCCUUUUCUGCUUUCGACUUAUUUGGGAUGACAGGAGAGGAGGAGGACACGCCGGUGGGACAGAGUGACAGCGGCUUCGCCUUUGAGUGGGAUCUUUUUGACAUGGCAUCUAUCAUUUGA
Molecule: messenger RNA, 1239 nt
Organism: Cyclospora cayetanensis
Lineage: Eukaryota; Apicomplexa; Conoidasida; Eucoccidiorida; Eimeriidae
Exons: 7
Coding region: 1-1239 (412 amino acids)
Biological process (GO): protein transport; endosome transport via multivesicular body sorting pathway; late endosome to vacuole transport
Cellular component (GO): multivesicular body; ESCRT III complex
Source: RefSeq, a predicted model, not a curated record